CGCGGGGCAGAGCCCGCCUUCGCCACGGGCCACCAGCCCGGCGUCUCCGCCACCGCGCAGCUAUCUGGGUGUUGGCGCCCAGCCAGUUCCCUGCCAAUGAAGUACAUCCUGGUCACCGGUGGGGUCAUCUCAGGCGUUGGGAGAGGGAUCGUUGCCAGCAGUAUUGGGACCAUUCUCAAGUCAUGUGGACUCCGUGUUACUGCCAUCAAAAUCGAUCCCUACAUUAACAUCGAUGCUGGCACGUUUUCUCCUGAGCAUGGUGAAGUGUUUGUCUUAAAUGAUGGCGGAGAAGUUGAUUUAGACCUGGGAAAUUAUGAAAGGUUCCUGGAUAUUAAUCUUUAUAGAGACAACAACAUCACCACUGGAAAGAUAUUUCAACAUGUGAUCAAUAAAGAGAGACAUGGCGACUACCUGGGGACAACUGUACAAGUGAUCCCUCACAUCACCGACGCUGUCCAGGAGUGGGUGAUGCAGCAAGCUGUGGUGCCCGUGGAUGGGAACAAGGAAGAGCCCCAGAUCUGUGUCAUCGAGCUGGGGGGCACCAUCGGAGACAUUGAAGGAAUGCCAUACGUGGAAGCAUUCAGACAAUUCCAGUUUAAGGCGAAGAAAGAGAAUUUCUGUAACAUCCAUGUUAGCCUUGUCCCACAGCCGAGCACAACUGGAGAACAAAAAACCAAGCCCACGCAAAACAGUGUCCGAGCCCUGCGAGGCCUCGGGCUCUUUCCAGACCUGAUUAUCUGCAGAAGCAGAACGCCCAUAGACAUGGCCCUGAAGGAGAAGAUUUCUAUGUUUUGUCACGUGAAACCUGAACAGGUAAUUGGUAUCCAUGACGUCUCCUCCAUAUACCGCGUGCCCGUGCUUUUGGAAGAGCAAGGCAUUGUCAAGUACUUUAAAGAGCGUUUGGACUUGCCUUGUAUAGAUGCUGCAAGCACUUUGAUUUCCAGAUGGAGCAACUUGGCUGAGAGGUAUGAAAAGUUACAGAAAUCAUGCUCCAUAGCCCUGGUCGGCAAGUACACCAAGCUCAGGGACAGCUAUGUCUCAGUCUUCAAGGCCUUGGAACACUCCGCCUUGGCCAUCAACUACAAGUUGAAUCUCAUGUGCAUAGACUCCAUUGACCUGGAGCAGGCCACCGAAAAUGAGGACCCUGUGAAAUUCCAUGAAGCCUGGCAGAAGUUAUGCAAAGCCGACGGUAUUCUUGUGCCAGGAGGCUUCGGAAUCAGAGGCACCAUGGGCAAACUCCAGGCAAUUUCUUGGGCGAGGACAAAGAAGAUCCCUUUUCUGGGAGUUUGCCUUGGGAUGCAGCUAGCGGUGAUAGAGUAUGCCAGAAACUGCCUGAACUGGAAAGAUGCUGAUUCCACAGAAUUUGAUCCAAAUACUCCCAUUCCUCUGGUGAUUGAUAUGCCGGAAUACAGCCUUGGCAAUGUGGGAGGAUCCAUGAGGCUGGGAGUCAGAAGAACCAUCUUCAAAACGGAAAAUUCCAUCUUAAAGAAGCUUUACGGUGAUGCUACGUUUGUAGAAGAAAGACACAGACAUCGGUAUGAGGUGAACCCGAACCUGACCAACCAGUUUGAGAAUAGUGACUUACAUUUUGUGGCUCAGGAUGUCGAAGGGGAGAGGAUGGAGAUCAUGGAACUGUCAAAUCAUCCCUAUUUUGUUGGUGUCCAAUUCCAUCCUGAGUUUUCUUCUAGGCCGAUGAAGCCUUCCCCUCCAUACUUGGGACUAUUACUUGCAGCAACUGGGAAUCUGAACAGCUAUGUGCAACAGGGACACAAACUGCCAUCCAGGGACAAUUACAGCGAUGCCAGUGAUGACAGCAUGUCAGGACCAAAGGUAGCUGAGCUGGAACGAAACUGAAACUGAUGUGGGAAAUGGAGGGACUUCCUGAGAAGCUUCUGAAAUACUUGAAAGACCUAUCUGAAGAGAUCACCACACAAGUUUUCAACAAACAUGGAUGACAAGUCUCAAACGAAACAAUCCUACCUUUUCCCCCCGGAAUCAGAUCAAACGGGACCAUUUUCUUUUCCCUCCAAGAUGAUCUCAGUCAUCACAAAUGCUACGCAUUGAUUAAAUGUCUCCCAACAAUCUC
Molecule: messenger RNA, 2086 nt
Organism: Echinops telfairi (small Madagascar hedgehog)
Lineage: Eukaryota; Metazoa; Chordata; Mammalia; Afrosoricida; Tenrecidae
Gene: CTPS2
Product: CTP synthase 2
Exons: 19
Coding region: 97-1854 (585 amino acids)
Biological process (GO): pyrimidine nucleobase biosynthetic process; CTP biosynthetic process
Cellular component (GO): cytoplasm; cytoophidium
Molecular function (GO): identical protein binding; CTP synthase activity
Source: RefSeq, a predicted model, not a curated record